UCUGAACAAAAUGUCAAAAAGACGUUUAGAUAUUGAUGAUUCAUACAGUAAAAGGAAGGGAGAGUCAGACUAUAGAGACAGGGAUCGAGACAGGGAAAAGAGGGACAGAGAUGACGAUAGAGGGGACCGGGAUCGUGACAGAAGAGAUCGUGACAGAGAUAAAACGCGAUGGGAGUCUGCGGGGGUCACGAGUGCCCCCAUGUCCAUCCCAACGUCUACCGUGGCCAUCAAUCCCUUGAGCCUCACACCUUACUCACAAAGAUACUUCACCAUUCUAGCCAAGAGGAAAACACUGCCAGUAUGGGAGUACAAAGACAAGUUUAUGCAAAUGCUGGAAGAACAGAAGAUUAUUGUGCUUGUAGGAGAGACUGGGUCUGGUAAAACAACACAAAUCCCUCAAUGGUGCAUGGAGUAUGUGAGGAAGAAGUUCCCUGUGAAUUCUAUGAAGAUUGUUGCUUGCACCCAACCGAGGAGAGUGGCUGCUAUGAGUGUAGCCCAGCGUGUAGCCGAUGAGGUCGAUGUCGUCCUGGGUCAAGAGGUCGGAUACAGCAUCAGGUUUGAAGACUGCACAUCGAACAAGACGCUGGUCAAAUACAUGACUGACGGUAUGUUGCUGAGGGAAGGUAUGACUGAUCCCUUGUUGGAGAGGUAUGGGGUGAUCCUGCUCGAUGAGGCCCAUGAACGUACCGUAGCUACAGACAUCCUGAUGGGUCUGCUUAAAGAGGUGGAGAAACAGAGAUCAGAUCUCAAACUCGUUGUCAUGAGUGCUACCCUUGAUGCCGGAAAAUUCCAGCAUUAUUUUGACAAUGCCCCUCUGAUGACCGUCCCUGGACGUACCCAUCCUGUAGAGAUCUUCUACACCCCAGAGCCCGAGAGAGACUACCUGGAGGCGGCUAUACGUACCGUCGUUCAGAUUCACAUGUGUGAGGAGGUGGAGGGAGAUGUCCUUCUCUUCUUGACUGGCCAGGAGGAAAUAGAAGAGGCGUGUAAACGUAUCAAACGAGAGGUAGACAACCUGGGUCCUGAGGUAGGGGACCUGAAAACCAUCCCUCUCUACUCCACCCUCCCCCCUGCCAUGCAGCAGAGGAUCUUUGAGCAUGCCCCGCCCAAUAAGGCCAACGGAGCCAUCGGUCGCAAGGUGGUGGUCUCCACCAACAUUGCUGAGACAUCACUGACCAUCGAUGGCGUUGUGUUUGUGAUUGAUCCUGGAUUUGCAAAGCAAAAGGUGUACAACCCUCGUAUCAGGGUGGAGUCUCUGCUGGUGUCGCCCAUCAGUAAAGCCAGCGCCCAGCAGAGGGCUGGACGUGCUGGCCGUACGCGUCCAGGCAAGUGUUUCCGCCUCUACACCGAGAAGGCCUAUGAUAGCGAGAUGCAGGACAACACAUAUCCAGAGAUCUUGAGAUCCAAUCUGGGUACCGUGGUGCUGCAGCUCAAGAAGCUGGGUAUCGAUGAUCUGGUUCAUUUUGACUUCAUGGACCCUCCAGCCCCUGAGACUUUGAUGCGAGCCCUGGAGCUUCUCAACUACCUGGGUGCCCUGGAUGACAGUGGUGACCUUACCCGUCUGGGGUCAAUGAUGGCCGAGUUCCCUCUCGAUCCUCAGCUGGCCAAGAUGGUCAUCGCCAGCACUGACUACAGCUGCUCCAAUGAGAUCCUCUCUGUCACAGCUAUGUUAUCAGUCCCACAGUGCUUCCUGCGACCGAACGAGGCCAAGAAGCUCGCUGACGAGGCUAAGAUGAGGUUCGCUCAUAUUGACGGCGAUCACCUGACGCUACUCAACGUCUACCAUGCCUUCAAGCAGAACAAUGAGGACCCUCAGUGGUGCUACGAUAACUUCAUCCAGUACCGAUCCCUGAAGUCAGCGGACAGUGUACGGCAGCAGCUGGCUAGGAUCAUGGACCGCUUCGCUCUACAAAGGACCAGCACAAACUUCAACAGCAAGGACUACUACCUGAACAUCCGCAAGGCUCUAGUCAAUGGAUUCUUCAUGCAGGUUGCUCACUUGGAAAGGACUGGUCACUAUCUGACGGUCAAGGAUAACCAGGUUGUCCAGCUUCAUCCAUCCACCUGUCUUGACCAUAAGCCUGAAUGGGUUCUCUACAAUGAGUUUGUACUGACCACUAAGAACUAUGUCCGAACAGUCACAGAUAUCAAGGCAGACUGGUUGAUGCGUCUCGCUCCGCAAUACUAUGACAUGCCCAACUUCCCCCAGUGCGAAGCCAAGAGGAUAUUGGAGAAAAUCGCCAUGAAGAUACAAGGAUGCUAGGAUAAACAGUAAUGUCACCUGAUUGGAUCAUGUGAUCGGUCACGUGACUGAUCAUGUGACCUGUUGCAGUCUGAUGUAAAUUACAUGGAGAUCCAAGAGACUUAUUUUCUGCGAAUGACUCGCGAGUAGUGUAGCACAAAGUAUGUGUGAUGUCGAUGUCUAUGUAAAAUUGUGUUUUGAUACCAUGCAGGCAUUUCAAUUAAGGCUGUGCACAACAUUGUAAUGAGGUACCCGAGUACACUCCCAGGCUUACAAGCGAAUACUCAAAUAUUCGGACGCCAUGUUUUUUUAUAAUUUUUUUGAAUUUUUUUGAAUUUUUUUGAUUUUUUUGAUUUUUUUUUUUUUUUUGCCACCACCAUACCUUUGGAGCAGUAUCCCAGUUCUGUCGCCGAAAAACGCAUGCAAUUUUACUUCGAGUUGCAGUUGAAGGCGCCGAUUUAAUAAUAAUAAUAACAGUAAACAAUGCUGUUUUAAAAAACCAAAAAUGGCAGAAUAAUCCAUUUUCCUUCAAGUCCAAACAGAAAUCCAGACAUUUGGUCCCAGUUUCUGAGUGGUGAGUUUGACAGUGCUUGAGUUGGGAAACAUUUUUACCGACGGCACAAUGCC
Messenger RNA from Strongylocentrotus purpuratus (purple sea urchin), 2869 nucleotides. It is a transcript of the gene PRP1, whose product is annotated as RNA-dependent ATPase-like. Gene Ontology annotation, molecular function: RNA binding; RNA helicase activity; ATP binding. Gene Ontology annotation, cellular component: spliceosomal complex; intracellular anatomical structure. The record is from RefSeq and is marked provisional. Lineage: Eukaryota; Metazoa; Echinodermata; Echinoidea; Camarodonta; Strongylocentrotidae.